Messenger RNA from Closterium sp. Naga37s-1, 1734 nucleotides. The record is from the annotation of a GenBank genome assembly. Lineage: Eukaryota; Viridiplantae; Streptophyta; Zygnematophyceae; Desmidiales; Closteriaceae.
AUGUAUCGUGCCCGCGGCGGUGACCGCGGGCGGGGACGUGGGGGGAGAGCAGGGGGCGGUGGCGGGCGGGGCAGAGGCGGAAGGGGUCGCGCGGAGGGAGGAGGAGCCGGGCGAAAAAGAGCGCGGAACGAGUUAAUUGACGACGGGGAGCGGGAAGAGUCGUUUUUCGCGCGGGCGGAGGAGGCGGCGGAAGAGGACGCGGAGAUCGGGUCGGACGGGGAGGAGGGGGAUGCGCGCUUGGCGGAGAGCGCGGAGGCGAAGCGCCUGCGCAUUGCGCGGUCGUACCUGUCGGAAGUGAAGCGGGCAGCGGCUCUGGCCGCGCGGGAGAAGGCGGACGAAGAGGCGGAAGAGGCGGAGGAUAGAAGCGGGGAAGGGGAGAGUGAAGAUGAGGAGGAGGCGGAGGAGGGGGAUGGAGACGAAGAGGGGGAGGAGGAAGGGGACGAGGGUUUAAAAGAGGAGCAGGACGCAUUAAUAGCUGCCCGAUUAAAGCAAGACGCGCUAGAAGAGAGCGGCAGAGUGAUCCGGCGAAUCGCGACCCGAUUUAUCCCGUCCACGUCAGCAUCGCCAGGGCAGCCAGUGGGUCGCAGACACAAGCAGUCGGUGACAGGUGUCGCGCUCUCAUUGGACGACAGAACGGGCUUCGCGGUGUCAAAAGACGGACUAAUAGUGGGCUGGGACAUCGAGUCGGGAACGAGCUUUAAGUUCCCCUGGCCCGAAAACUCAAACCCCAACUCCCGGUCGGAUGGGGGCGCGGGGGCGGGUGGCGGAGGCGGAGGCGGAGGCGGAGGGGGGAAUAAGGGGAAGGGGAAGGGGGGGAAGAGCAGCCGGCACGUGCUGAGCGUGAGUGUGAGCGACGACGGGCGGUACCUGGCGGCGGGGGGGCUGGACCGCAUGGUGCACCUGUGGGACGCGCGCACGCGCGCGCACGUCAAGUCCUUUGCCGGCCACAGGGGGGCGGUCAUGUCGCUCGCCUUCCGGCCGGCAUCGCUCGACCUCUUCUCCGCGUCCGCCGACCGCAGCAUCAAGCUGUGGAGCUGCGCUGACGUGGCGUACAUGGAUUCGCUGUUCGGCCACCAGGCGGAGAUAGUGGCGCUACAGGCGCUCAGGCACCCACAGAGGGUCGUGUCCGUGGCGAGAGAUCGGACCUGCCGGCUCUGGAAGGUACCCGAGGAGACACAGCUGGUGUUCCGAGCGCCGGCGCCCUCGUGCCUGGACUCGUGUGCCUUCCUCUCGCCCUCCUCCUUCAUCACGGCAGAUGCAGCCCCUGACGCUGCGCCGUUUGCCUCCGCUGCCGCUGCUGCUGCUGCUGCUGCUGCUGCUGCUGCUGCUGCUGCUGCUGCUGCUGCUGCUGCUGCUGCUGCUCCGUCUGUCUCAGCAGCAGCGGCAGCAGCGAGUGCAGUGCAGUCGUGGGUGGGGGCUGUUGCCGUGGCGCCCGGCUCUGACCUGGCAGCCAGCGGGGCGGGCGACGGCAUUCUCAGGCUGUGGCAUUGCGACACGUCAGCGAACCGGCUGCGCCCCGUGGGGUCACUGCCAACGGUGCGUUGCAUUGGCUGGCUGGACUGGCAUUACCAGAUCACGUCCACCGCUCACCCCCAUUCCCCACGUCAACCCUUCCCACGUUUCCCCUUUUCUUCCCCUCUUCCCCUAAACCACACCCCUCCCUUGCCUUUCUCACUGUUUUUCUUUCCCACUAACACUUAUCUGAAUCCAUGCUCUGCUGUUUGCGGCUUCUAG